UAUGUGCGAGGACUACUCGUGUCCAGAGAGAUCUGUUUCUUUAUCUGUCUAUGUGAUUCUGUAUGUGGCCGCAGCAGCUGUGGCUCUUCUGACCGUGUGUGGAAACCUGCUGGUCAUCAUCUCUGUUAGUCACUUCAAGCAGCUCCACACACCUGCCAACAUCCUCAUCCUCUCUUUGGCUGCGUCUGAUCUGCUGGUGGGAGUUUUUGUGAUGCCGUUUCACUUAUCCUGGCUCAUUGAAUCAUGCUGGAUCUCUGGUCCGGUCAUGUGCUCCGUUUUCAAUUUUGUGACCUUUCAGGCAACAAGUGCGUCUGUUCACACUGUGGCUUUAAUAGCUGUCGAUCGCUUUUUGGCUUUGAGUUUUCCCUUUUUUUACUCUGAGAAAAUCUCACUGACUGUGAUUUGUACAGCAGCUUUGCUAAACUGGUUGUUUUCACUCAUUUAUAACUUCACUCUUCUUUAUAUAAAUGGAAACUUCGCUGACAGCAUGUGUCCAGGACAAUGUCUAUAUAUUGUGGAUGGCGUUUCAUCCUUCAUUGAUCUCCUGAUUGUGUUUGUAAUGCCAUGUACGCUCAUUAUAAUAUUGUACACUCAUGUUUUUGUCAUUGCUAAGAAACAUGCGACUGCUAUAAGAGCCCUUCAGGUUCACAACAGCACAGAAUCCUCUAAGAACAAAAUCAGCGACAAAUCUGAGAGAAAAGCUGCUUUAGCGCUUGGGAUUUUGGUUUUUGUGUUUCUCCUGUGUUUGCUGCCGUAUUACAUUUUUUCUUUAACAAAUUUCUUAAGAGACGACUCAUUUUCUAAUGUUAUCAACAGUGUUUUGAUUCUGUUUUACCUUAAUUCCUCUAUUAAUCCACUCAUGUAUGCUUUAUUAUACCCUUGGUUUAAGAGAAGUUUAAAAAUAAUUACGUCUUUUAAAGUUUUUAACAAAGACUCUUCUCUGAUUAAUGUGAUCUCUCAGUAG
Danio rerio (zebrafish) is the source of this 964-nucleotide messenger RNA. RefSeq names its product trace amine associated receptor 14a (gene taar14a). Lineage: Eukaryota; Metazoa; Chordata; Actinopteri; Cypriniformes; Danionidae. Gene Ontology annotation, molecular function: G protein-coupled receptor activity. Gene Ontology annotation, cellular component: plasma membrane; membrane. The record is from RefSeq and is marked provisional. Gene Ontology annotation, biological process: signal transduction; G protein-coupled receptor signaling pathway.